AUGGCCCCAAAGAAGGAAGUAGCCAGAGAUGCAGAUGGAGAGGAGCAAUAUGGCAUCUAUGCAGGCUCGAUUUACUCGGUUUCUGGGCCCGUCGUGGUGGCAGAGAACAUGAUUGGUGUUGCUAUGUACGAAUUGGUUCAAGUCGGUCACGAUAACCUCGUCGGCGAAGUCAUUCGAAUCGAAGCGGACAGAGCUACAAUCCAAGUAUACGAGGAGACGGCUGGUGUUACUGUCGGAGACCCUGUCGUUCGAACCGGAAAGCCCUUGUCUGUCGAAUUGGGACCUGGUUUGAUGGAAACUAUUUAUGAUGGUAUUCAGCGGCCUCUCAAAGACAUUGCGGACAAGUCGAAGAGCAUUUACAUCCCUAAGGGUAUUUCUGCGCCAGCUUUGAACAGAGAAAAGAGCUGGGAUUUCAAGCCUUUGAUGAAGGUCGGAGAUCAUAUCACUGGUGGAGACAUCUGGGGUACUGUUUACGAAAACUCUCUACUGGACGACCACAGGAUCCUGCUUCCACCCAGAGCCAGAGGUACAAUCACUCGAAUUGCGGAAAAGGGGAGCUACAAGGUCGACGAGAAGAUUUUGGAGGUUGAAUUCGAUGGCAAAAAGACCGAGUUCAGCAUGAUGCAUGAGUGGCCGGUGCGCGUUCCUCGCCCUACCACCGAGAAACUUGCAGCGGACAAGCCCUUCGUUGUCGGUCAGCGUGUGUUGGAUGCUCUCUUCCCCAGUGUUCAAGGAGGGACCGUCGCCAUUCCCGGAGCUUUCGGCUGCGGUAAAACCGUCAUUUCACAAUCCGUAUCCAAAUUCUCGAACAGCGAUAUCAUCAUCUACGUAGGAUGCGGAGAACGUGGCAAUGAAAUGGCUGAAGUCUUGAUGGAUUUCCCGGAGCUAUCCAUUGAUGUUAAUGGACGAAAGGAGCCAAUCAUGAAGCGUACCACGCUCAUUGCCAAUACCUCGAAUAUGCCUGUUGCUGCUCGAGAAGCUUCUAUUUACACUGCUGUCGCCGAGUACUUCCGUGAUCAAGGCAAGGACGUUGCCAUGAUGGCUGAUUCUACGUCUCGAUGGGCUGAGGCUCUUCGAGAAAUUUCUGGUCGUUUGGGAGAAAUGCCUGCUGAUCAAGGUUUCCCUGCAUACUUGGGUGCUAAGCUUGCUUCUUUCUACGAACGUGCUGGAAAAGUCCAAGCUCUUGGUAGCCCCAAUCGUGAAGGAAGUGUCAGCAUUGUCGGUGCCGUCAGUCCUCCUGGUGGUGAUUUCUCAGAUCCCGUGACUAGUAGUACGCUUGGUAUCGUGCAGGUCUUCUGGGGUCUCGACAAGAAGCUCGCUCAACGAAAACAUUUCCCCUCAAUAAACACCUCAGUCAGCUACAGCAAGUACACCAACGUUCUCGACAAGUACUAUGAGAAGGAUUACCCCGAAUUCCCUCGACUUCGAGACCGUAUCAAGCAGCUGCUCUCCGAUUCUGAGGAAUUGGACCAGGUCGUGCAAUUGGUCGGAAAGUCCGCUUUGUCCGAUCCCGACAAGAUCACUCUCGAUGUGGCUGCUUUGAUCAAGGAAGAUUUCUUGCAACAGAAUGGUUAUAGUGAUUACGACCAAUUCUGUCCCAUCUGGAAGACUGAAUGGAUGAUGAAGGCAAUGAUGGGUUUCCACGAUGAGGCACAGAAGGCUGUUGCUCAAGGUGCCAACUGGAACAAGGUUCGAGAAGCUACUGGUGAGCUCCAAUCGCAGCUCCGAAGCAUGAAAUUCGAGGUUCCUAGCGAGGGUGAGGAGGUGAUCACGAAGAAGUAUGAGGAUUUGGUCCAAGCUAUGACUGACAAGUUUGCCUCUGUCACUGAUGAGUAG
Molecule: messenger RNA, 1836 nt
Organism: Hyaloscypha bicolor E
Lineage: Eukaryota; Fungi; Ascomycota; Leotiomycetes; Helotiales; Hyaloscyphaceae
Product: vacuolar ATP synthase catalytic subunit A
Exons: 7
Coding region: 1-1836 (611 amino acids)
Biological process (GO): proton transmembrane transport; ATP metabolic process
Cellular component (GO): fungal-type vacuole membrane; proton-transporting V-type ATPase, V1 domain
Molecular function (GO): ATP binding; ATP hydrolysis activity; proton-transporting ATPase activity, rotational mechanism
Source: RefSeq, a predicted model, not a curated record